Messenger RNA from Chrysoperla carnea, 1678 nucleotides. RefSeq names its product putative nuclease HARBI1. The transcript has 2 exons. Bases 124 to 1377 code for a protein of 417 amino acids. The record is from RefSeq and is a predicted model, not a curated record. Lineage: Eukaryota; Metazoa; Arthropoda; Insecta; Neuroptera; Chrysopidae.
UUUACAUUAUAUCACUUUUGAGGUACAUCCAAAGUGAAUCACUCAGAGUGAAAUCAUCCAGGGUGAUCAUCCUCGUUUACAUAUUUUCUACAGUUUGCUGGUUUCACUGGUCUGUGAAAAGUGAUGUCUCGUUCAAGAAGAAAUCAAAAAAUUAUACGCAGUGGCAUUGCCUUAAUUUCACGUGGACUGCUGCAUGAAUUGAAUGCUAUUAUAUCACGAAAACGUGUUCAAAGACGUUGGUGGGUGAAGCCAUGGGUUUCAAGGAGGACAAAUCUGGGAGCUUCGUCAACCCUGUUAAGAGAAUGGGCAAAGGAAAAUCCUGAGGUGUAUAGAAAUCAUUUAAGAAUGAACGAGGAGCAAUUCGCAUAUCUUCUAGACAAAGUAACUCCGUUGAUAAGAAAAAAAGAUACUUGGUUCCGAGAAGCUUUAAGCCCUAAAAUAAAACUGCAAAUGACGCUACGAUAUCUAGCGACUGGAGAUAAUAUAGGUACCUUAAGUGCACUGUACAGAAUUCCAAGAAGCACAUUUUCACGGUUUUUGCCUGAGGUAUGCAGGGCUAUAUACAACUGUUUGGCAGAUUUUAUAAUGGUGCCUAACACAGUUGAAAGCUGGGAAAAUGUGAUGCGAGACUACGAAACUUUGUGGAAUUUCCCAAAUGUGUGUGGGGCUAUGGACGGUAAGCACGUCACCAUCAGGUGCCCUCCAAAAACUGGUUCACAGUAUUUUAAUUACAAGAAAGAUUUCAGUACGAUACUAUUCGCAAUUGUUGAUGCCAAUUACAAUUUCAUAUACAUCGAUGUGGGAACCAAUGGAAGAGUAAAUGACGCUGCAGUAUUUGCGAAAUCAACUUUUAAUGAGGCCUUGCAAAAGAAUUCACUAAAUAUACCGGAACAAGGAAUUUUCGUCGCUGACGAUGCCUUCCCAUUGAGAACCAAUAUUUUAAAACCAUAUUCCAGAUGUGGUCCGCUAACCGAAAAACAAAAAAUAUUCAAUUACAGACUUUCAAGGGCCCGUCGCGUUGUGGAAAACACAUUCGGCAUACUUGUGUCGAAAUUUAGAAUCUUUGAGAAACCUAUUCCACUCUCCAUACAAACAACGGAACAAGUGGUGAAAACUACAUGCGCUCUUCACAACUGGUUGCGAAAGACUUCAACUCCCAUACACCCAUAUAUCCGGAGAGAUAUGCUGGAUAUUGAAAACUGGGAAGAAGGAAGGGUUCAACCAGGUACCGCUACCCAACAUCCACACAGUGGUCUUGAGGAAAUAUCCCAUGGUGCUUCAAAUAACUACAGCAGGGCAGCAGGAGAAGUACGAAAUUAUUAUGCUGAAUGUUUUGUCACAACACACAUUGUACCAUGGCAAUUGAAAAUGAUUUAGUAAUCAACAAAUUUAAAAAAAAAUAAAUAAACAUCUUAUUUUUGGCUUUGAAAUUGAUUUGUCAUUUGGUUUGUGAAUUUUUAUUAGCAAAAAUUAAUCAUACAUCAUUUUGAGAAAAAGAAAUAAUUACGUAAGUAUAUGUAUUUGAGAGUACUCACCUUCAAGUUUGAAGAACUGGCUUUUGGAGUGCAUAUGUUGCGUAGAAACACGUCUGCAAGUUUAAACCAGAAUAGUCGGGGCUCAUAAACGUCAUCAGCACUAGCUCCACUUCUUUCUGAAUUUUUUAUCUUGCAAAGUUCUG